Messenger RNA from Acanthoscelides obtectus, 1192 nucleotides. The record is from the annotation of a GenBank genome assembly. Lineage: Eukaryota; Metazoa; Arthropoda; Insecta; Coleoptera; Chrysomelidae.
AUUACAUUAGCUUAGAAAGUGAUUUGAACAGAAUUUGAACAGACUUUUAUAUCAAUCUGCUGGCCAAUAAAUAAAACCACAUAACAUAUCUUGAUUGCAUACUUUGGAAAAGAUCACCGUGGCGGCUUAAACGUAAGUAAACCCUUAACUACAUCUGCUUUUUUAUUUACUGGCUAACAGAAGGGAGAUGGAUUUGAGAGACAACCUUAGGCAAAGUUGCGGUGUUAUCAUAUUACAAAAUCAAAGCGCCUACUUUUUUUGCUGGCGAACCGAUUUAUGACUGUACUCACGUCUAUUUUAAUAUCCCUUUGCAUAUACAAAAGAGCUAAACCCACUAAUCGCUCUUGUAACAUAGUGGAGCGCAGCCAAGCUUUUAUCCUCUUUAGAUGGGAGAAACUUCUUUCAGAUGUCGCAACACUUACCGGCAAUGAAAUCAAUAAUUGUAGGCAUCUAUUAAUUGAAGGAAAAAUAUUUUUAUCACAUGAUAAAUACAAUGACAUUCCACUGUCUAUAAUAUCUAGUAUACGUGACUGCCAAUGGUCAAUUUCUGCUUUUAAUCUGUUACUUAUUAAAUUUUUGUUUUCGUUAGUUUUUAGUCCAUGCAAAUAUUUAGAGGUUGUUUCUAAUAUGUCCAUUACUUCAGCUGCAGUUUUUAAAUUAAAUACUGACGCAAAGAAAAUGUUAAAAUUGUAUAUAUUCAAAGAUUCUUCAUUGAACCGGCAUACCAAAUCCUGCAAUACUCGUACAUUAUCUAGCAAAGGGACAUAUAGGUUCAGUCUGUAGUGAUUUCCCUUGUCAGACGUACCUAUGUUCGGCCUGUUCAUCUGCCUGCUUGUUAUUCUUGGCACAGUCAGUUCAACACCCAGGUGAAAUAAUAUUUCCUAUGAGUUUGACAGCGUAUUGUUUAUCAAUUGUUUUUGAUUGUAAAAUCUUACUCAGGUUGACUGUUAAAGCUAAUAUGUCACACAAACACUUUAGUGAUACGAUAAAUUGGGUGGACGUAAUGGCAGUCUUCAAAGAAGCUUCGCGGCCUUUCCAGUUUGAUAUAAUAUUUAGUACCUCUACAAUUUUCUCGAAUUUGCUUUCAAAUUGGAGCACAUAAUCAUGUCUCUCGAUACAUCGUGUUUCGCAAAUACUAUGAAUUUGAUAUCCGUCUAGUUUUCUUUUUAAUACUGUGUUUCUUUUAGCGGAU